AUGACCACGUCCGAUUUUAGUGAAGCAAAGAAUGAGUUUUCCCAAACGGCCGAACGGUUACUCCUCCAGAUGGAGCAGUUUACAUUCACGAUUCACCAAUACGGCGAUUCGACGAACAAAAUGGAGUCUAAGAUAGAUGCAUGUACCAACUCCAUUAGCCACAUUGAGCAACGUCUGAACGCUAUAGUGCGUCAAAUGGGCAAUAUGGAGGACCGACUAGGUAGCAUGAACCAUCAGCUGGGUUGUAUGGACGAAAGAUUGGUGAGCCUGGACCGUAAGCUCAAUACUCUAGAUGGAUACUUGUUUGAAAUCGUAAAGCGUGAGAAGGACAUCAUGAAAGAUUUCUGUGAUUUACCCCGGAAAUAG
Messenger RNA from Penicillium daleae, 366 nucleotides. RefSeq lists its product as uncharacterized. The record is from RefSeq and is a predicted model, not a curated record. The transcript has a single exon. NCBI's taxonomy places the organism in Eukaryota, Fungi, Ascomycota, Eurotiomycetes, Eurotiales, Aspergillaceae. Bases 1 to 366 code for a protein of 121 amino acids.